AUGGCUCCAGUGAGGAUCGACACCCCACCGGAGAGAUCCUCGUCAACUAGGACGGGCCCGACGAUCCAGCGACCCCAUGAACUUGUCGCCGUCUCGCAAGCUCUUCACCAUCACUCUGUCUCGGUAGUGACCUUCAACAUCGAGCUCUACGGCCGCAACAUCAUCAUGCACUCGUCCAACGUCAGCUCCGGCUUUGCUAUCCGGCGUUUUGACCAGUCCCAACUUUCUCGCAAGAAAGCCGCGUGCCUCCGGAAGGAAACCGGAAACGACAACUACGUUUCCCAAUCCACCCAGGGCCAGACCCCGGAGAAUUUGUUCCGCAGAGCCAUCUUCCGGUCUAUCAAGAUGCUGUUCCGAUCCCCGAUUGUCUUCUUUGUGCCCCUCGAGGUGUCCCUCGUAUACGGCUAUCUCUACCUCCUGUCGAUCACCUUCACCUUCGUAUUUCGCGGCCAGUACGGCUUCGAGUCCCAAGCCGUUGGCCUCGCCCACCUCUGUUUCGAAGUCGGAUUCCUGCUGGGCCUCUUCAACAGGGGCGCGACGUCGGACCACAUCGCCAAGAAGCGGGCCGCCGGCACGGCGAUCAAGCCGAGGGACCGGCUCCCGCCGCUGAUCUUCGGCGUCGUCCUGGUCCCCCUAUCGGGUGCACUGGAUGGCGCGCCGAUCGUGGGCACGUCGCUCGUCGGGCCGGGUGUUCUGUUCGUCUUCAUGCCCGUGCAGUCGUACCUAUCGCUGUUCGGCGCCGUGUUGCCGCUCGCCGGUCAGCCCAUGUACGCGGCGCUGGGACUCGGGUGGGGGAACAGCCUGCUCGCCUUCGUUGCGCUGGCCACCGUCCCGCUCACGCACCUCCUUAUGAUCUGCGGGAAAGACUAGGUAGAGAUGUAUAUGACAUAAGAUUGAGGAGCCUGUUGGACCAUGGUGGUUCAAUUAUCUAAUUAAUGGAAGAUACAACUUUG
Messenger RNA from Phialemonium atrogriseum, 953 nucleotides. RefSeq lists its product as uncharacterized. Gene Ontology annotation, biological process: transmembrane transport. The record is from RefSeq and is a predicted model, not a curated record. Gene Ontology annotation, cellular component: plasma membrane. Gene Ontology annotation, molecular function: transmembrane transporter activity. Bases 1 to 870 code for a protein of 289 amino acids. The transcript has 7 exons. Lineage: Eukaryota; Fungi; Ascomycota; Sordariomycetes; Cephalothecales; Cephalothecaceae.